Molecule: messenger RNA, 4129 nt
Organism: Anolis carolinensis (green anole)
Lineage: Eukaryota; Metazoa; Chordata; Lepidosauria; Squamata; Anolidae
Gene: esco1
Product: establishment of sister chromatid cohesion N-acetyltransferase 1
Exons: 11
Coding region: 372-3362 (996 amino acids)
Biological process (GO): mitotic sister chromatid cohesion
Cellular component (GO): chromatin; nucleus
Molecular function (GO): protein-lysine-acetyltransferase activity
Source: RefSeq, a predicted model, not a curated record
GUACCCGGAUAUUGGGAGGCGUUCUCGUCGCUUCCUUUCCACUCCGAGCGCUCUUCAGAGGCACCGGCCGGGUGACAGGAAGGAAGAAAAGACGGACCUGCGCGAGGAAGGCGGCAGGGCGCGUGCACGGGCGCGCGAGACAAGGGAAGGGGGGCGCGCGCGCGGUCGCUCGCUCGCUCGUCAGACGACUUUUUGUUGUUGUUCCGGAGGCGCCCUCGCUCGUGUUCCUCCAAACGCCCGAUAUCUGCGGGGCUUCCUUCUAAGGAGAUAUAUAACACUCUCUUUGGAUGCAAAUGUAUGAGGAAUGUGUUUUUCACAGAUCAUAACAUUUCUUCUACUGAGACAAGGUGCACUUAUAAAACAGUACCUAGAUGGCAGCACAGAAAAGAAAAUCUGUGCAAGUUGAGCCCCCUGCUAAACGGCAGAAAUUGGAUAAGAAUAGUAAACUGGUAACGAGUAGAAAAGAAGGAAAAUCACUCACCGGCAAACAUGUAUCUGAUAAAAAUACGGUGCUGAAGAAAAAAUUGCAUAAAACAGCUACCAAAACUGACCAGUCAUUUGUCAAUAAAAGCAGUUCUUCUAUACUCUCCUCCCAGAAUAAACGAGCAAAGAACUGUAAGCAGAUUUUAAACAAAUUGAAAAAGAAAACAGGUAAAACAUGUAUGACAAGAACGUCCCUAAAACUGUUGGGUAAAUUAUCUCCUACAAAGAUAACACUGAAAUCUUCCAAAAUAAGCCAUAAUAACCAUCUCAAUUCUACAAGGUCCUUGCCAAAGAUUUGUUCUAGAAGGAAGAGAAAACUCAGUGUUGUCAAAAAUAAAACUUGUCAUGGAAGCAAGACGCAAAAGAAGUCACCUGCAGAUACAAGCAAGUGUUUUACUGAAACUCUGCGUAAGAAAUGUUCAGUAUUGCCCAUUAAAACUACUCACAAGAUCCAGUGUUCCAAAACAAAAGUGAUGAAGGAAAACUCCAGAAAAGAGAGAACUAGCAAAACUGAUAAAGUUCUUAAAAGUAGCAAUGAUGAUUUAGAGGCUCAGAAUUCCAAACGUUCUUGUGAAAAAAACCCCACUUUUCAAAGCAAUGAAGCAACAUGGACUAAAACCUCUGAUAAUAAAAAGCCUUGUGAUGCUAACCAGGAAAGAAGAACUACAAGGUCAAUGGUUACUAAUUCUAAAAAAAAUUCCACUAGAGUUAAACAUAAACAAGAUCAGUUACAUUUCACAAAAAACAAGCAUGUGUCUCAGAAAGAGGUUCAGGACCUUCCUAAAUUACAACGUAGUGCUUCAUGUGAUGAGUUUCAAACUCGGAGAUCAGUAAGACUGAAACCGUCGCUUAAUGUACAAUCUUCGCAUAAUGGGAAAAAUAAAGGACAUGUUUCUAUUAGGACACAGAGCGCACAAAUGAAAAAACGCAUCCCAAAUGUUAAAAAAUCUCCCCAGCAGAAAAUGGAACACAAGCUUUUGAAAAAUGAUGACUGCAAAGAAAAAGACAGUGAAGUAUUAAGUUGUGAGAAAAAAUCUGCAGUAGAUUCUAAAACCAGUGAUUUCCCUACAUCUCAAGAUAAGCAAGAAAAAUCAGGAAAUCAAAACAGCAAUAUCAAAGAAUCUAGAAAUAAAUCUGCCAACACAGUUUCUUGCACUGUAACAUCUUGUAGUGUGAAAAGCAAAGAAAAGCAAGUGAUGCAUAGAAAUGGAAAAAUCAAUGUAAAAGCUAAGAGAGUGUUGCCAGCAUCUUCAAGUCCAAAACCUGCUUGUCAACAAGAGGAUGCAAUGAAAACCAAAAAGAUUAGCAUUCUUGAACUGUGUGAGGAAAUUGCAGGUGAGAUUGAGUCAGACACAGUGGAGGUAAAAAGAGAUUCUCCUGAGCAUGGAAAAGAAGAGAGGGCGAGAGUAGAGGAGUUGCCACAAGCUGCAGUAUCUGCUGAAGAAGAAACGAAUCAGAAUUCUCAACGUAAACGAUUUUUCCCCAGCAAAAAAGGAAUACCUGUCAAAUGUACAGUGAAUGGCAGACAUAAUGGUGCAAACAAAAACUCUAAAUGGACAAAAAUAAAGUUAAAAAAGAGGAAUCAUGUGAGCCAAAACAUAUCAAAUUCCCAAAGUACACCUAAACAUGGUAUUUUAAAACCUAGCAUUCCAGUGGGAGAACAAGGAAGAACUGCAGAAAUACACCUUCCAGAAGAAGGCCAAAUAAAAUUGAUACAGUCACAAAACAAAGGUAAUGCAGCAUGUGAUCAAAAGUUGGAUACCACUUCCCCUGCAGGAGGCCAGGUUAAAGAUAAGAUGUCCAAUGAUAAACUGUCUGUACAGGGUAUAAAAAAUGGAUUAUUGGAGGCGACGGCUUGUUCUGAACCAGCUCCAGAUGAGAGCUUCAACUUGCAACUGGAGUUAAGUCCAGAAAAUACACCAGUGAAAACAAUUGCUGGACAAUUGUCAGCAAAGCAGGUCAUAAGAAAUACAGCAGAGAUCAAAUCAGCAGAUCCAGUUUCCGGACAGUUGGUUCGAACACUGUUCACAAAUAAAACUUCUGAGACAAACGAGAACCGAACUUGUCUGCCAAAGAUUUUAUUAACAUCAAAAUGUGGCGGCUUCCCUUCAUCUGAAGAACAUAUUCAGAAACUGAAAGAGGCAGCAAAAGAUAGCGACAAGCAGCUUAUCAUCGAUGCAGGACAAAAACGGUUUGGAGCAAUUUCCUGCAAUGUUUGUGGAAUGCUUUACACUGCUUCAAAUCCUGAGGAUGAAACUCAGCAUUUAUUCUUCCAUAACCAGUUCAUAAGUGCUGUAAAAUAUGUGGGCUGGAAAAAAGAGAGAAUUUUGGCAGAAUAUCCUGAUGGCAAGAUAAUAAUGGUACUUCCUGAUGAUCCAAAAUAUGCUCUGAGGAAGAUUGAUGAGAUCAGAGAGAUGGUAGAUAAUGACCUUGGAUUUCAACAAGCUCCUGUUACAUGUUCCAGAACUAAAACACUACUAUUUAUUUCAAAUGAUAAAAAAGUAACUGGCUGCUUAAUUGCAGAGCAUAUCCAGUGGGGCUACAGAGUUAUUGAAGAAAAAAUUCCAGAAGUCAGUACAGAAAAUGAGAAAGUCACUUUUGAAAGACAAAAAGCAUGGUGCUGCUCUACAUCCCCGGAGCCUGCUCUCUGUGGCAUUAGUCGUAUCUGGGUGUUUAGCAUGAUGCGUCGGAAAAAAAUAGCUUCUCGGAUGUUGGAGUGUUUGAGGAGCAACUUCAUAUAUGGUUCAUACUUGAGCAAAGAAGAAAUCGCAUUUUCUGAUCCCACGCCCGAUGGGAAACUGUUUGCAACACGAUACUUUGGCACUAGUCAGUUCCUGGUGUAUAAUUUUCUCAGCGGUCAGCAACCCAUUUCAAGGUGAAGUUUUAUAGCAAAAGAUAAAGAAAACCUGUUGCCUGGCUAUGGAUGUUGACCAAGAGAAUGGGACACCUAUUAAGCAGUGAACUCAGGAGUAGUAACAACCAAAAGGUGGUUGUUAUAUUUUAUUAAAACUGUAAAGAGUGCAGAUGUAGGGUGGCUUUUUGAGAAGUUAUUUUUUUUAUAAAAGAUUGUAUGUAUUAUCUAUAGUAACUUAGUCAUGUUUACAUGCAGCGUAUAAUUGUUCAUAGUGGACUGUCUACUAGUGCAAGAGCUGUGGUCACCUUUUAGGUACAUUUUGAAGUUCACAGAGUAAUAAUAUACCAGGGCAGUGAAAGUGUGCUUUUGAUUAAAAGCUUGUCAUUUUUGGUAUAGCAGUGAAGGUGCUGCACUGUCAAUAAAUGAUACCUAAUAUCAAAAAUGGUCCAAGACAAUUAGCACAUUGUUUCAGUAUGCAUCUGAAUCUUAUUUUUAAAAGGCAGGAGCCAUAGAGACUAACCUCUAAAGGGGGAAUGUGUUCUCAGUUUGUUCAGCUAUAGCAUAUUGGAUAUAUACAUUCAUCUGUGGACUUCACUUUGUUACUUUAACCCAAACCCCUCCAGUUUCAGAGGGGGCUUAUGAUGAAAUAACUACUGUGGCCUUUCUUGACCUGUAUAUAAUGUAGAUUAAGACUAAGCUAUUUGAUAAAAAUUUUUAAUAAUGUACUAAUGAUGAAUACAUUUAAGCAGUUACUUUGAUAUGGUUGAAUAUUAAAAACUGAUUGAAACAGAA